CUUGUCUGUUCUUGUACAGCAGUACCAAGUUGUACUUACAGGUCCCCACAGGUAUUCUAGUACAAACGAUCUGUGCAGCUGCGCACUGUAUUACUGUUUCUUUAAAACAGUGCCUGACCGAUUAUUGACCGGCAUGCACUUUGCGCGUCCUCCCGGCAAGCCUGAGCCUAACAUUGUCGGGCUUACAAAUGAUCGCUCCAUGUCAGCAUGCCGAGCGCUGAUGGUGACCUGGCACCACAAGCACUGGACUUUACACCUCGGGAAUUAUCAAUCUGCUUUUGCUAAGCCAAAGAACACGUAGGUAUCCCAUAGGACGACGCGCGUACCCAAACCACAGUUCACCAUGACAAUCUUCAUAAACUGCAGUCCAAGCUACUUCUACUCAAAUUUCAAGCAAUAAUGUCUCUACCUGAAGGCUAUGGAUACAUUCCGAGCUCGUUGAUCACCAUAGGGUGGGUCCUUGUCUGGCAGGGCAUCCUGGUUGGAAGAUACCGCAAGAAAGCAGGGAUCGAGUAUCCUCAACCGUAUGCCGAGCAAGCUGAGGUUAAAGAUUCUACUGCAGCCCUCCGUUUCAACUGCAUGCAGCGUGCACACCAAAACACGCUUGAAUCGACGCCCGUGGUAUUCGUUUCGACUGUCGUGGCAGGUCUGAAAUACCCUGCCCUAGCUGCUGCCAUAUGUGUUGCGUUUUCCUUCUCGCGCGUCGUUUAUACGAUUGGAUACAAGUCGGGCCAACCGAAGAGGCGGACGUAUGGAAGUGUCGUCAGCAAUUUGUCAGUGCUUGGACUAUUGUCGACCGCUACAUACGCUGCUUACCAGCUCUUUCCGCCGUGUUAAUGUCGAUGACACCAAUCACAUUGUGAUUAGUUUAUCACACUGAGACUCAAUUCAUGCAGUUUGCCUCA
Molecule: messenger RNA, 905 nt
Organism: Suillus subalutaceus
Lineage: Eukaryota; Fungi; Basidiomycota; Agaricomycetes; Boletales; Suillaceae
Exons: 8
Coding region: 400-837 (145 amino acids)
Cellular component (GO): membrane; nuclear envelope; endoplasmic reticulum
Molecular function (GO): glutathione peroxidase activity; glutathione transferase activity
Source: RefSeq, a predicted model, not a curated record